GUCGAGCCAACCCAUGGCCCAGUUGUAUGCCAUUCUCACAACUCUUGGUAUUGCGACCGGUGGAGGCGUGAUCACAGGCUGGCUUCUUACGAUACGGAGCAUGCGACGACUAGAGAAUUUGACUUGGUACGAAGACAGCGAAUACUUUGAAAAUGCCGUGGACUCGGAAGGACUCACUCACGUCCCGAAUGAACCCGAAGCAGCUAAUCGAAACCAAAGCAUUCAGAUGAAAACUCGGUCAGAUAAUCAUAAAGUUAUCACUGUCUACUGAGGUUCUCUUUAUUGCGAGACAAUGAGAGCAUGUAGGCGAGGUUUUCUUUGCUCGAAGCCAAGCAGAAGAAGAGAGAGAAACUUAGCUCGAGAUACGCACUUUUCUUUUGCACGAUGUUUCCUAUAUUCAAGCGCAAAGAAAACUGGAAAAAAAAAAUAGCCGCUGACUUUUGCCUAUACGUGUGCAAUGGUUAAAACCGAGGUUCAAUUUUUCAGUGUUUUAUGGUUCGAAUGAAAAUACAAUUUUCUUGAGAACA
Messenger RNA from Notodromas monacha, 527 nucleotides. The record is from the annotation of a GenBank genome assembly. NCBI's taxonomy places the organism in Eukaryota, Metazoa, Arthropoda, Ostracoda, Podocopida, Cyprididae.